AUGAGUUGUUUGGAAAAGAAGCGGAAGCCAAUGGUUCCCUUGAAAACUCUAGAUAUAAUAUUCAGACGUCGUUAUGUUCCCAAUACACAACAUUACUUCACGAAUCGUAAACAUGCUGUGAAGCAGGAUGAGAAGCAAAAAAAGCAGAUGAAGCCUUUUCGCAUCCCCAAAUCUGAGAAGCUGUUGUCUUACAUAAAGUACAGUGACCGAAAAGAAAAAGUAAGUGCCAAAGAAAGAUUAGCUCAACCACUGCAUCUUAAAGAUAACUUAAGAAUCGCAGCUACUAGGGACAUCUCUAAAAGACUGUUUGUUGAAGAACCUCCUGAUGAUGUUAGAGCAGUUGUGGAAAUUCAUCCUGAGUUUUAUACCGUGAUUGAAGGUCGUCCUUUGCGGUGUUUUGACGAUAUCAAAGUUUAUCUGAAUAAUAUUAGAGCUUACGCUAUGAACCGACAGCAAAUCGGAUAUCGACGCGACUUGAUUCUUAAAAUUGAAAAAAGCGACGUUGAAGAAUCUGAGCAUUAUGAAAAAAUUUUUGAUAAAUUGAAGCAACAUAUAAAAAAUUUUCAAACUUUUCUCACGGAGGAUUACAAGAAAGCUUGCUAUAAAGUAGCGCGAGCAGAAAAAGUUUACAACACUUUGCUUGCUAAAGACUCAGAGUUUCUUGGGUACGUUUCUAGUUUGACGAUUUUAAAUAACAUUUUGUUUAAACUUGAUGCCAUAAGAAAUAUUUUGAAGACGUACAGAAGUUUUUUAACGUUUGUAGCGCCUUUGUCUUGGCGACAACAAAAUGACGAAACUUUAAGAGGGAAGACAAUGUCGAUACAGUUUGAAUCAGGAGAAUUUGCUACUGAUAGUGAUCUAAUUGAAUCAAUGGAUAUUGAGAAAACCGUAGAGAUGGCUAAAGUUGAACUCAAAAACCCACUUCCAGCUAGUCUCUUUUUCAAAACUCCUGAACAAAUGAUGUACUUAUUCCGUUCGAUGGAGCUGCAAUCUCGAGAGUAUAUAAUACAGCUUUCUAAAACAGAUGGUCCUAAUCGUUUACUUCGAGACCGCAUGAAACAGUUAAAACAGGGACAGGCACAAGAGUCUGAUUAUUUCCAAUAUUAUAUUGAUAUUAUCAACUUUGAAAUAUCCAGAGAAAGUUUUAACGAAAAACAUCUGCGCGAUAAGUUUUUCAGAAUUUUAAAUGAAUCUUUUUAUGACAGCAUUGCGAGUCAAACUACAUUAAAAUUGAAGAUAUGUAUUGAGUACGUGUACGAACAAGUUUUUGGAAAAUGCGAAGAAGGGCAUCAUAGUUUACAAGAUCCUCUGAAAAUUCUUGAAGUAAUGUAUGAAGACUAUAACUUGCGGUUGGACGCGUUAGAUUUCAAGAUUGUAUGCCAAGCACAAAAUGAUUUCUUUGCACAGGAUUUGAAAAUGAUGCACAAUGCUAAUGAUGCACAAAGGGAACUCAGAGCUUUUAGGGAAAUGACAAAUGCUAUGAACAAAGCAUUUUGGCCGCCAGCAAAGUUUGUUCGACCACCAAUCAAAAAAUUUUUAGACAAAAAAAAGCAGUAUCGACUUAAGACGACUGAGAAAAAGAAAAAUGAAAUUCAGAGUGGAGAACGAAUGACGCCUAAGAAAUAUAAGUUAUCAAUGGAGGAACGUGAGGGUUUGCUGUUGUUUACAGAGUGGUGUGAAGGUAUGAACCCGGCUCCUUUCUUAAAGGAAUACUAUGAAUUUGCAAAACCUGUAUUUGAGUGGGAACCUCAAAAGUCAAAAGAAUUCAAUCCAAUAGAACAUUAG
Spodoptera exigua (beet armyworm) is the source of this 1785-nucleotide messenger RNA. The record is from the annotation of a GenBank genome assembly. Lineage: Eukaryota; Metazoa; Arthropoda; Insecta; Lepidoptera; Noctuidae.